UCACGUAGAGCGAGUUUUGUAGUACCAGAUAUUGAUGCUUCCAAGCAAUUAAGCUUCUUGCUUUCUAAAUCGAUAUCGAAUCCAUUAUUAUCUCACAAACACGCAAGGUCCCGCGAUUCUGAUUAAGCAGUAGAUUCACUUUUUCAAAGCAUCACUUUCCAUAUCACUGAUCUUCAUGCUUUGCAAAGCGGCAAACCGGGUCCUUAACCGAAACGAACCAACAUUUUUGGAAGAAACAUGUUCGAGGAUCCUGUCAUUUUGCAACUCCAACUCUUUGAAACAAGGUAUAUCUGUUCACAGCCCUGUAAUAAAACUGGGUCUUCACCAUCAUUUGUAUUUGAACAACAACCUCUUGUCUCUCUACGCCAAAUGCUUUGGAGUGAACAAAGCACGCCACUUCUUCGACAAAAUGCCACAUAAAGAUGUGGUCUCUUGGACUGGGAUUCUAUCAGCUUAUGUCAAGAAUGGAAACCAUGAUACAGCCCUUCGUGUUUUUGAUUCCAUGUUAAUAUCUGGGGAAUCCCCGAAUGAGUUCACGCUUUCGAGUGUGCUACGUUCGUGUUCUUCUAUGGGGGAGUUUGAUUAUGGGACUUGCAUUCAAGGUUAUGUAAUAAAAGAAGGGUUUGAUCAAAACCCGGUUUUAAUCAGCGGUUUGAUUGACUUUUACUCAAAAUUUGGUUUAGUAACUGAAGCUUCUAACUUGUUUAUCACUAAAGGGAAUCAUGAUACUGUUACUUGGACUAUGAUGAUCUCUUCAUGUGUUCUAGCGCAGAGAUGGGUUCAAGCUUUACAGCUUUAUGUCGAUAUGGUUAAGGUUGGGGUUGCUCCUAAUGAGUUUACUUUUGUGAAGCUUUUGGGAGCAUGUAGUGUCCAUGGUUUAAACUAUGGAAAAUUGGUUCAUGCUCAUAUAUUGUUAAGGGGAGUCAAGUUGAAUGUGGUAUUGAAAACGGCCUUAGUCAAUAUGUACUCGAGAUUUCGAAGGAUGGAAGAUGCGAUAAAGGUCUCGAAUUCGACACCUGAAUAUGAUACCAUGUUGUGGACAGCUCUUAUUUCCGGGUUUGCACAAAACUCUAUGUUUCGAAAGGCUGUAUCUACAUUUCAUGCAAUGGGGGUCUCUGGAAUUAUACCGAAUAACUAUAUCUUUUCCAGCAUCUUGAAUGUCUCCUCGUUGAUGUUGUCUCUGGCACUCGGUCAACAAGUUCACUCGAGGGUGGUAGUGACCGGUUUGGAGGGUGAUGUUUCAGUUGGAAAUGCUCUUAUCAACAUGUAUGUCAAAUGCUCUGAUAAUGUUGAAGAUGCUUUGAGAGUGUUUAGAGGAAUAAGCUUACCGAAUGUCGUUUCGUGGACCUCUUUGAUUGCAGGUUUUGCUGAACAUGGUCUUCAACUCGAUUCUUUUCACUUGUUUACGGAGAUGAGAGAAGCAGGAAUAGAACCGAAUUCUUUUACCAUCUCUAGCAUCAUCAGGUCCUUUGGUGCUGCAAAAUUGCUUCCUCAGAUACUAAUGCUGCAUGGACAUGUUGUGAAAACAAAUUUAUAUGAAGAUAUAGCUGUUCAGAAUGCUCUUGUAGAUUUUUAUGCUGAAUUCGGAAUGCUAAAUGAUGCAUGGCAAAUAGUUGAUACGAUGAAUCGUAGAGAUGCAAUCACAUAUACUACUUUGGCCUCGAGAAUGAAUCAAAUGGGUCAUCAUGAGUCAGCAUUGCACAUUAUCACUGAUAUGAAAAAUGAUGAUAUCAAGAUUGAUGAAUUCAGUACAGCCAGUUUCCUAUCUGCAUCAGCCGAUUUGGGCACAAUAAUGACCGGAAAGCAACUUCACUGUCAUUCCGUAAAAUCAGGUUUGUGCAAGUGGUUUUCAGUAUUAAACGGGCUAGUCAACUUGUACGGAAAAUGCGGAUGCAUACACGAUGCACAAAGAGCUUUCGGGGAGAUUGGAAUGCCAGAUAUUUUUUCAUGGAACGGGUUGAUAUCUGGAUUGACAUCAAACGGGUACAUUCCCUCCGCUCUCUCUACCUUCGAUGACAUGAAACUAUCCGGAGUUAAACCGGACGCUAUAACAUUCUUGUCCAUACUGUCUGCUUGUAGUAACGGUAAAUUAACCGAUCUCGGCCUUGAGCAUUUUCAAUCCAUGAGAGAAAUAUACAACAUAGAGCCACAAUUAGACCAUUAUGUUCACUUGGUCGAUAUACUUGGUCAAGGUGGCCGCCUAGAGGAAGCUAUGGAAGUCAUACAAACAAUGCCAUUUACAGCCAACACUUCGAUCUACAAAACAUUACUCCGAGCCUGCAAAGCACAUAGAAACAUACCGUUAGCCGAACAUACGGCUAAACAAGGCCUUGAACUCGACCCAUUGGAUCCAGCCUUCUAUAUACUGCUAACGAACUUAUACCAAGACGCCGGUCGACACUACUUAGCCGAGAGGACACUUACGGUUAUGAAAGAAAAACAAUUGAGGAAGAACCCUAGCCAUUGCUGGGUGGAGAUUAGGGACAAAGUUCAUGUCUUUGUUGCAGGGGAAAGAUCACAUCCACGAACAAAUGAAAUUUAUGAGCAAAUAGAAUCUUUUGAAGCUGAGUUUAAGAAGCAUGGAUAUUUAUUUCAAGGCAUUGGGCAUUCAUAUUAUCACAGUGAGAAGCUAGCAGUUGUAUUUGGUCUUUUAAAUACACCUUCUAAAGCUACUAUAUAUGUGAUUAAGAAUAGUAGCAUUUGCAGAGAUUGCCAUAACUUUAUGACAUUUGUGACUCAGUUGAUUGAUAGGGAAAUAAUUGUAAGAGAGGGUAACCGUUUGCAUUCCUUUAGAAAGGGAGAGUGUUCAUGUAGAGGCUAAUGAUUUUUGAAAUGAUAAAUUCAACAUGAAAUUUCGCAAUAA
Messenger RNA from Gossypium raimondii (Peruvian cotton), 2863 nucleotides. Its product is annotated as pentatricopeptide repeat-containing protein At5g52850, chloroplastic. Gene Ontology annotation, biological process: RNA modification. Lineage: Eukaryota; Viridiplantae; Streptophyta; Magnoliopsida; Malvales; Malvaceae. Gene Ontology annotation, molecular function: RNA binding; zinc ion binding; protein binding. The record is from RefSeq and is a predicted model, not a curated record. Bases 176 to 2821 code for a protein of 881 amino acids. The transcript has a single exon.